Molecule: messenger RNA, 312 nt
Organism: Aphanomyces astaci
Lineage: Eukaryota; Oomycota; Saprolegniomycetes; Saprolegniales; Verrucalvaceae
Exons: 2
Coding region: 1-312 (103 amino acids)
Source: RefSeq, a predicted model, not a curated record
AUGACCGUCGUCAGCCUCGUAGCCGCCGUCAUCUUUACGAUCAUCAUGAGUGCCUACGGCAUGGGGGGAAGGUUCAAUGGCCGGUUGUCCACGCCAGCCCGCCUCUGUUGCUUGUUGCUUAAAGUCCCCUUGUUGGUAUUGAUGGCGCUCGUGGUGCUCGCUCGAGCGGAUGUGACCUUCCCCACCUUUUACUCGUCGUGGCUGAUUUGGGUCGUUGUGGGGAUUAUGGGGCUCCCUCUGCUGAUGAGCGUCAUAUCAUGGCCAGCAGCUGGGAUCGGUACAUUUGGGCCCCUCAUGUCGUUGCGUGCUUGA